AGGCUCUGAGGCCGUGACAGUCAACACAGUCUAGUCCUGGGGCCCUGAGCGCAGGGAGGCGGGAGGGUGGGCCUGCGGUCACGUGACCCACCCAGCUGUUAGCAGGGGGCUGGAGAGCUCAGAGUCUGGAGAUCGGGAAGCGCCGGCGGUGGCCUGCUCUACUGCCGCUGCAGCCCCUGAUGCAGACGCAGUAACCCUGCCGCCGCAGCGCCCCUAACUCGGCAGUCUCAGCAUCAGCACCAAAGGACCCGGCCCGAGCCCGCUGCUUUAGCAGGAUGUCUGGCGCUCCUCCAAGUUACUGUUUCGUGGCUUUGCCACCUCGAGCUAAGGAUGGUUUGGUGGUGUUUGGGAAAAAUUCUGCACGGCCUAGAGACGAAGUGCAGGAGGUGGUGUACUUCCCGGCUGCUGAGCACGAAGCUGAGAGCAGAGUUGAGUGCACUUACAUCUCAAUCGACCAAGUUCCCAGGACCCACGCCAUAGUGAUAAGCAGACCUGCCUGGCUCUGGGGGGCAGAAAUGGGAGCCAAUGAACACGGCGUAUGCAUAGCCAAUGAAGCCAUCACUGCCAGAGAGCCAGCUGCUGAGACAGAAGCCUUACUGGGGAUGGAUCUGGUCAGGCUUGGUUUAGAACGAGGAACAACGGCUAAGGAAGCCUUAGACAUCAUUGUCUCCUUGUUGGAUGAGCACGGACAAGGUGGGAAUUAUUAUGAAGAUGCGCACUCCUGCCAUACCUUCCAAAGUGCAUAUCUGCUGGUGGAUCGCGAUGAAGCCUGGGUGCUGGAGACCGUAGGGAAGUAUUGGGCUGCCGAGAGAAUCACAGAGGGAGUGAGGUGCAUUUGCAACCAGCUUUCACUCACAACUAAGAUGGACGAGGAGCAUCCGGAACUCAGGACGUAUGCUCAGAGUCAAGGCUGGUGGACAGGGGAGAAUGAAUUCAAUUUUGCCCAGGUUUUUUCUCCAGCCGAUGACCAUCUGGACUGCUGUGCAGGCAAAGACAGCUUAGAAAAGCAGGAGGAAAGCAUCACCGUGCAGACGAUGAUUAACAUCUUACGAGACAAAGCCAGUGGAGUUUGCAUAGACUCUGAGUCUUUCCUCACUACAUCCAGUAUAGUGUCUGUCCUGCCUCAGAACCGAAGUUCACCAUGUAUCCACUACUUCACCGGGACCCCGGAUCCUUCCAGGUCCAUAUUCAAGCCAUUCAUCUUUGUUGAUGAUGUAAAACUUGUCCCCAAAGCACAGUCACCCUGUUUCGGUGACGAUGACCCAGCCAAAAAGGAACCUCGGUUCCAGGAGAAGCCGGACCGCCGGCAUGAGCUAUACAAGGCUCAUGAGUGGGCACGUGCUGUCAUUGAGAGUGACCAGGAACAAGGUCGCACGCUGAGGAAGACCAUGCUGGAGUUGGAGAAGCAAGGCUUGGAAGCCAUGGAAGAGAUCCUGAGCAGCCCCGAGCCCCCAGACCCUGCCGAGGUGGGGGACCUUUUCUAUGACUGUGUGGACACCGAGAUGAAGUUCUUUAAGUGAUAUAAGCACCCUCGCCCUUAUUUCAAACUUCCCACCCAACUAAAUUACCAGCAGAGAAACACUCUUCUGUUUGAGUAAAAUGAGACUUACCAUGUGGCCUCCUUGUGUCUAAAUGUUCCCUCUGUUCAGCUUAGCAACCCCCCUCCCCUUCGCUCUGUAACUCAACCCCACAUGCCCCUUGCUCCAUUGUGUGAUAAGCUUCAGGCUUGAAGACCUUCUUGUAUUUCAGUGACAAUGGGCACCUUAGGAGAACUAGAGUUCCCUCAGCCUUGGACAGGGCUGCAGGGCCACGCUGGUGGGAAAGACAAGAUCUGUGAAGGUCCUGGUCCCUCUCCAGAUAGUGGUUUCUUCAAGGUUAACAAACAGCUUUUGUUCAUACUGAAGGCUUUUGUGUGUGUAGAAGGGGGAGAACCCCGCCCCCCAGCCUUCCUCCACAAAGCACAGGCUUAUGUGUAGCUCAUAGUCCCCACAGGUAUGUCUUGGGAAACAAAGCCAAUGGGAAUGAACAGAGGACCCCUGGGUACAGUCCCAGCUCUGCCCCAGUGUUUGUGACUCUGAAAGACCUGUCUUCUGUGAGCUGUGUCCAUGUGCGGUGGACCAGACCUGCUUUCACAUGUGGGAGAGCUAGGCAUCCAUGUUAUCUGGACUUCCCCAUCCAUCACUGCACCCACGCGAGGACAUGGCCCUGUGCAGAAAUGACUUGUGACUUGAUUGUCAGCACCUUGUAUAAGAGUCAUUCAAUGGCCCUGGGCAGAGUUCACAGAGCUGCAAAUCUCAGCCAAUGAGGCAAAGAAAAGGGACACUCUUGACUGUUGAAGGCACCUGGGAUCCCGGCAGCCACUGUCUCGGUAGACACUGGAACUAAACUCAUUUGUUUCCGGCACCAAUGGGUUGCAAAAAGGAUUUGACUCCACAGCAGUUGUAUGAGGAAGACAAGACAGGCUGAGGACAGACAGCUGUGCCCACUGCCUGGUUAACUAGACUCCACAAAUCAGUGUGUUGAGUACCUGACCCCAGGGUCUCCCCACUUGGUUCUCAUGACCCACUGUCCAGUAGUUGCCUCUGGACUGGUGUCUAGAAGGAGCAAGAGGAUGUGGGUGCUUUUAUCCACUGCCACUCUCCACUGCUACAGGGUAAAGAUGGCCAAUAGCAGUGUAGAUUAGAGGAACAGCUAGUAGGGGUAUGCUGCAGGGCCCAGUUAUCUGUUGUCAUUUUUGACAGGGCUGAGCAAACACAAACCAUUCAUCAGUGAUCUCAGGCAUGGUGUAGGGUCACCAGAUCCUUUUUAGCUGUAGUAUCAUGGGCUGUGAGCUGGCGGGUACCUGAGCCCCCAUUUCACAAUGUGUUGCAGACCAGAGGUUUUAUUGGAACAAAUCUUGGUCUCUUUCAGGCCUCCUUUAAGAGGGUGGGUGUGGGCUGUGAGCCCCUUUCUUGACUGUUUUGUGAGUUCCAUGUGUAAACAAAUGGCAAAGCAUGAGAGAUGGGACAAGUUCAUGGCGACCAAAUGAUGGCUUGCAGUUGCUGGAGCUUUGGGCAGGCUGAGCCUGGCAUCUAAUGGUGAUGAACAGAGGGGCAUAGGGAGAGCAGCUAAGCUGAACGUGCCCACAGGUGCAAAGAGAAGCGGGGUGAUGCCGAAAGCCAUUCUGUGAUUUCCCUGUGUGGUCUCACGUUCACCUGUGAGGCCAGCUCAUGAGAUCUGACCUGCCUGAGAUAGCCAAGGCGAUUCAGGGUUUGAUCAGAAGUCUAGUGAAAGCGAAUAAUAACACAAUGGCCUUCUUUCAGUACUUUGGCCAAGGUUGCAGAUGUGCCAACUUUACCCAGGUGGGCACUGUAAAACACAGUGGCUGUUUCUAUGAUUGGAUAUUGACUUUAGUUCAGCAUCACAGAAAAAAGACCAACCCUCUUGCUUGGAGCAUUGUACAUCUCAACCAUGUUGUCCUUUUACCACUAGAGGGAGCAGGAGCCCUCUGUGGGCAACCUGGUAGACCUUAGGGGGCCUGGUUUUUCCCCUCAAGCAGUGGACAAGAGCUGGGAAUAGAAAUUUUUUCCACUGGGAUGGGUGGGAACAGACACCAGGACAGGAGGGAAUCUGGCAGGUGCCUGCAUAUACUUCAGUGACUUUCUCUAAAUUAACAGCAGAAAUGAUCCUGGAUUUUGAGUAGGCAGAUGUAGAAUAUUUGUUUUAAAAUGCUCCUAAUGGAUUUCUCUUUGAAGAAAUGCUUCUUAUGUGGGUAAUUUCUUAAUUAGGGUUGGUUUUCUGAACAUGGAGAAAAUAGAUAUUCAGGAUGAAAUAAACAUGGAAUGUUUAAGAUCACUCUGUAAAUAACUUCCCAGAAGACCACCCUAUAUCUUUUAGGCCUUGAGAGUGGGGGAUCCUGAGCACACUUUGUGCAGAAAUAAGUCAUCAGCAUUAAAGACAGACUGCCUGGCCCCACCUGCCCCACAGAACCUAACAAUAAGCUAGCUAGUUUUGUGUGGAUGAGAUUUCCACUAAGUGAAAACAGCAUCAUAGCGGAGUGGGUGGGGUGGGUGGUGGUGGCAGACACUUGCAUGGACAUAAGUUAGUUAAUAGGAAACAGCAUUUACCAUUCUUGGGUGUGUGUGUGAGAGAGAAUAAGGACCUGAUAAAAGCCAUGGAGACUUAGCCUAACACAAGACCCAGUGUUUGUGGCAGUCAGCCUCACAAGCUACUGGAGCCGGUGUAUGCCUAGCAGAGGAGCUCAGAGGCGACACUCCAUUACUGCCAGGUGAAUCAGCACCUGUAAAAAAGUAAUUGUCAGCCACAAAAAAUAAUGUCAUCCCACACUGUUACAGGUGAUACCACACCAUGCAGGCCCACUGGGCAACCAAGUAUGCAUGUCUUGCAAUCAUUGGCUGCAUUCUUUUAUUGCAAAGGUCUCAGCUUUGGGAGAAAACACGGAGGUGGGGGUGAGGCUGGGGGAGGGACCCUGGAGGGGAGGCGUGGCAGGUGCAGGGCAAGCAUCCCAGCUCUCCUGGGCUUCCCUUUGCUGUGGUCUUUAUUCCCCGCGGAGCUGAGUCUUGGCUCCUGUUCUGUGGCAUGUGACCAAAUGUAUUUUAUCCGACUGAAGGCAGCCAUCCUGAAAUGUCACACGCAGAGUCCUUGCAGAAACCACUAAGCACAUGUCUUUAAUCAUCUUGUGAGAACCGAAAUGCCAUAGCUGGAGCGGUGUCACAGAGAACCUUUGUUUCCUGUCGGGGGGAACUGACUGUGUGGUCUUACAGCCUUUUGUACAAAUCUCUACCAGUCAAGUAGUGUCCCUAUCCAGUGCUUGCUCUCGGGAGUGUCUUUAAAUGCACCAAAUGUACAAUAAAAAUAGCCAAGUCAAUGCC
Molecule: messenger RNA, 4871 nt
Organism: Onychomys torridus (southern grasshopper mouse)
Lineage: Eukaryota; Metazoa; Chordata; Mammalia; Rodentia; Cricetidae
Gene: Scrn1
Product: secernin 1
Exons: 8
Coding region: 276-1520 (414 amino acids)
Biological process (GO): proteolysis
Molecular function (GO): cysteine-type exopeptidase activity; dipeptidase activity
Source: RefSeq, a predicted model, not a curated record